UUCUGUUGUAUUUCAGGGGCUGUUGGCUGACAGGGAGACAUUGCAUGAGAAAGACAGCAGACAUGUUCAGAAUGCACUUCACACUAAAACACACCUAACACAAACAGAUUAAAGAAGAUUAUCAGGGAUUACUUGCCGAAAUUUCAUUUACAGUAGAUCUGUGGUUUAUCCAUAAUUUCAUCAAAAAAAAGUAAUCUUUUGUUAUUCUCUGUCUUGUCUUUCACUUAAGGUCCAGCAGUGGAGUUCAUAAUGAGUGGCAGGGUCAGGCCUGAGUGUGUUAACCAGGAAGCAGGAAGAUAUUAGCCGGAGUCACAGGAUAGCAGAUGUUACUUAUUCUUCCAUAACCCCUCCUUAUACACAGCUGCAGGACAUAUGUGACCUCAGGCAGUUUUUUAACUAUUACUAACAUUCAACAAAGUUUGAUGUCAUCAUAUGGACACCCAGAUUUUAGCCUUUAUGUGUUCCAUUCAACUAUUUAAUUUCACUUUCUUGCCAGGUGAUGAAUUGGAUUUUAAGGAUGCCCUCUAUCUCCUCUUUACAACUUUUAAUGAUAAAUUCUAGUAUUUUUUAUGUUUUUUUUGUACAGUCACACUGAUCUAUUAAGUGCACACAAAAGGGUCUCCAAGUACUGAGGUCAGAGGAUGUAUGGCCACAGCAUUUACCACAGGGAUCAAUAGCAGGCUAUCACAUUAAAACUGUCUGGCCAGCAUACUGUUAUGUCCUUGCAUUUCUCCUGGAGUGAACCAACGCCCACCUAAAUCCCUUCUUGUUCAUUUUUUUGAUCCAUCUGUCCUUUCCCACGUGUAUCAACUUCAGAGCACCUUAUCUGGCUCCCUCCCCUCGCACUCUCUUUAUCUUCCUCUCUUUUAAUCACACUGACUUUAUAGUAUCGCUUUGUCAGAUGUGUUUUGUCUACUGUUACAUCACAUUUAUCUUUUGCUUUCCAUUUAAACCUGGCAGCUCAUCACCUCUUUAAACCACCCCAAAACAUCUGUCCUGCCCUCUCAGCUCUAUCUGUGACUGUACCUUCUGUCCUGUUUAUCCUCUUCCCACGUGUGCCUUACUUUCUCCCCCCUCUCUCUUUCGCUCUCUGGCCUCCCCCUGCCUCCCUCUUCACCUGUGUGGCCAUGCUGGAGCGUAUGUCCCGUCGCUCUCGCUCCCUGCUCUCCCUGACCUUGACCACUCUGGCUCUGGCCCUCUCCAUCCUGGCACUCUGCACUUCCUACUGGUGUGAGGGCACCCACAAGGUGGUCAAGCCCCUCUGCCUGUCGCCCGUUAAAAUGAAGAACUGUGGUCAGAACAACAGCGAGCCUUACACCACAGAGAGUCCCACACAGAACCCCUUCAACCGCACACUGUCUCCAGCCAGGAGGGACGAGCUGGCCAAGAUUAGACAGAGGCAGAUGGCCAACGCGGUUCAGUACAUAUGGGAGACGGGAGAAGACAAGUUUGCUUUUAGAUACUUCCACACUGGUUUCUGGGAAAGUUGCGAGAAACACAGUGAUGGGGAGAAAUGUCGAAGCUUUAUAGAGUUAACACCUGGAGAAACACAAGGUGUGCUCUGGCUGUCAGUUAUUUCAGAGUUUACGUACAUUGGCCUGCUGGGGAUGGGAUUCUUACUGAUGUGGCUGGAAGUCUUGUGUUCCCAUAAAGAGAUGCACUCGCUAAAAAUCAAUGCCUAUGCAGCUAUCUGUACUGUGUUAUCAGGUCUUCUUGGGAUGGUGGCCCAUAUGAUGUACACUACAGUAUUUCAGAUGACAGUCAUUGUGGGCCCCAAAGACUGGAGGCCUCAGUCCUGGGACUACGGCUGGUCUUUUGCUCUUGCCUGGGUGUCCUUUAGUUGCUGUAUGGGGGCCGCUGUGGUCACCCUCAACUCCUACACAAAGACCAUCAUCGAGCUCCGUCGCAGACAGAGGCUCCGUUUGGAGGAAGCAAGAAACGCCACUCAUGCUCCUUCCUAUGAUGAGGUUGUUCCAGGGGGCGGGCUCUACUCUGUCAGUGGCCUGUUGCAGUGUCCAGACGGCAUGAUCGAUGUAGCGUGGGCCCCGAAUGGUAGUGUGGUUGGAGUAGGAAAUGGGGAUGUGCCAACGCUGGUUUUAGUAGGAGGCUGUGGGCCAGAGGGGUGUGAAGACUGUGAGAGAGAGAUGGAUGAGAUGGAUGAGGCCAUGGACCGAGUUGAUUCACCUUGUUAGGGGCUCUUUUAUAUCCAUCAACUUACAAGGGCUGAAAAACUGAAAAAGGAUAGACUCUGUCACUGUGCUGGAGAAGGAUCAAUGUGGGCAAACAGAUGCUGUUUUUUAUUUUCUUUGACUUUCAGUGAAGUUGGGACAUACUAAUUUGUGCUUGAAGGCCGGUGAAAUCAACACAUAUUAAACUGUAAAGACUACAAUGUAUGAAUAUGUCACACUGGCAUGCAAGACUGCAUGUUUUAGGAGUAUUUCUCAGUGCCUCAUGGUAGGAAAGUAAAUGUGUGUUUCUUUCUGUAAUAUAAACUUAAUUAUUACUUAAUUGUUUAUAUUUUAACAUGCAAUGUAUCAGGACAAGUCAUAUCAAUGAUCAUUUCACUGCCUAGACGGGGUGGAAGUUUCUUCUGCUGAUACCUAAACAGGUCAGCCUGUCCUUUCUCAUUUAUCUGAGUUGGCCAUUCAACAUUUGUUUUUUUCAAGCUCUUCUCUUGCUUGUGACAAACUUUUGAUGCAAUGCAUGUAGACCAGAGGCUAAAACAAACACAGUCUCACUGCAGAUGCACAGACAAACCCAUACGAUAGACACAUAGUGAUAGAAAGAUUACAGAGAUUUUGAAAAGUCUGCUCUCUGAUGUUGAACAGAAGAUUAUGUGUAAACCAGUAAUCCCGAAUUGGAUGGAAAUGAAGGAGGAAUAGAGUGAGGAGAGAUGGAGGGCAUGUGAAGGGAUGGAGCGGGGGAGCAGGUUGUGAGGGGUUAGAACGAAAGUUGGAAAGAAACACACACACACACACACACACACACACACACACAAAAACAUCACUCUUUCAGGGAAAUAAUUGUGUUUAAAUUCAGGUAUUUACUGUGUUUAACAUAAAAUUAUACAGGCAACAUUUUUUAAAUAAACGUACAAAAAUCUACCUUAAAUUUUUGUAGGUUUUACAUGUGGGACACUCCUGGAUUUACUGUCUGAGACAUAAUAAUUGAACAACAUAUAAUUGAAAACCUAAAACACAAAGCGUAAUUUUUGCUAGCAUUAUAAACACAGUAUGUUUCUGUGUCAUAGACAAGUUUAUUGUUUUUCUGGGAAAGACAAAAAAUAUAGAUUUUCAAAGCAGAUUUAUGAGAAAAUAUUUAAUUGAUUGUACAGUGAAUAGAGUACAACACUUCAGAGCUACCAUGUCUAUUAAGACAUUUCCAGUUAUGUAAAAAAAACAAAAAACUUAAGUGAGCUAACAAUUGGGUAUGAUACUUAGAUUUGCCAUUACCAUUAAUUUCUCCAGAGUCAAAACAUUUUUGAACCAUUUAAACAGUAGGACACAUUUAUAAUACACAUUCUGAAUGUAUAUAUGUAUCGCAUCAAUAAUAGUCACCAUAAAUCUUAUUUUUAGCUGUACACAUUUUAAACACUAUGCCAUAAUUUACCUCUUUUAGCUUCUAUUUCACAUAAAUUAAUAGACAAACAUGAUAGUAAACCAAUAUGACAAAUGAAAACUUACUGAAAGGUUAAUUGCAACCAAGACACUGCAGAGAAGAGUAUUUACACGGAGGUAUUGAGUGGAUGAAAGAGGAGGGAGGAGGAAGCAUGUGAGGCUGAGAAAAAGUAAAAGUUUAAGAGAGUCUAAUGAGAGGGGAUAAAAUAGGAAUGACUUUAUUGUUUAAUUGGUUCAUAGUGGAUAAGACGCAUUGCAUUCUCAUUUUCAAUCACUCCUUUGAUGAACUCUCCUUCAGCCAGUCGCUCUAUGAGAGAAAAAAAUAAAGUAAGAGAAAACAGUAAACAAGAUAUAUAGCAAGUAGUUUGGUGUCAUGAUGAGGUUGAAAAAUGCACCUGUUUCUUAUCUAAGAAAUCCUGUCUUAUCUCCUAUGUGUGUGUGUGUGUGUGUGUGUGUGUGUGUGUGUGUGUGUGUGUGUGUGUGACAGUAGCAUGCAGUGAAGUCACUUAAGGGUUCAUGAUGCAUGGCUGGUACAUACAUAAUAAAGCUUGCAUGACACAUGUGA
This is a messenger RNA of Sander lucioperca (pikeperch), 4182 nucleotides long. Its product is annotated as germ cell-specific gene 1-like protein. The coding region runs from base 1128 to 2192 and encodes 354 amino acids. The transcript has 6 exons. Gene Ontology annotation, cellular component: plasma membrane. The record is from RefSeq and is a predicted model, not a curated record. NCBI's taxonomy places the organism in Eukaryota, Metazoa, Chordata, Actinopteri, Perciformes, Percidae.